AUGAUACCCAUCACUCAAAAUCUGCUACAAACCCUUCAAAACCAAAACAGCCAAGUUUCCACCGACUUAGCGCUUUAUUCUGGGUUUCACACCAACAAGUGCAACAAAGAACAAGCCAUGGUAGCCAUCACUCAGAAUCUGCUACAAGCCCUCGAAUGCCAAAACACCCUAGUUUCCACCGACUUAACGCUUUCUUGUGUGUUUCCCAACAAGUGCAACGCUAGCCAAGAAAAAGAGGUUUCAACAGCACUGACGCUGUUUGAUGAAUCAUGGUUUUCUUCCAAUAAGAGAAAAACCAUGCAAAAAGAUCAAUAUACUACUCCUCCUACUACUUUCAUCUCUCACAAUUAUUCCACAGUGGCCUCCAACACACAAGAAGAGAGUACGUCCAUGACGCUGAGCACUAAUUUUUCUCCCUGGACAAUCAUUAAGAAGCUCACGGCGAGUGAUAUUGGUAGUUUGAGCCGGCUCUUGGUGCAACAAAGUCUUGUCCGCCAACAUAUUCUGCCAUUCUUUGGUACAGACUCGGUUGCAAAGAUCGAGAGUAACGGAUUGAGUGUAAGAGCUUUCGAUCAAGAUUCAAACUCCGAUUAUGAGUUGGUUUUCAAGAAGUGGCCUUCAUCUAAGAGCUAUGUUUUUAAUGGAAAAUGGCACGAGAAUUUUGUGGCUAGGAGGGAAUUGAAGGUAGGAGAUAUCAUUGGGCUUUACUGGGAUCCACGCCCUUCAAAGUUCAAUUUUUGUGUUCUGCAAAGGGCUCCUCAGAUGUAUUAA
This is a messenger RNA of Quercus robur (English oak), 771 nucleotides long. RefSeq names its product B3 domain-containing protein At2g33720-like. Gene Ontology annotation, molecular function: DNA binding. NCBI's taxonomy places the organism in Eukaryota, Viridiplantae, Streptophyta, Magnoliopsida, Fagales, Fagaceae. The record is from RefSeq and is a predicted model, not a curated record. The transcript has a single exon. The coding region runs from base 1 to 771 and encodes 256 amino acids.